GUUUCCCAUCAUGCAACGCGUUUUCAAAAUGGCCCCGGAGUGCGUUGACGACAACCAAAAUAGAUGUCAACCCCUUUGGUUUUCGCACCAUUGAGGUUAUUUGUGUUAUUGUUGUCAACAGAAUUUUGCAAUGCCGAAAUAUUACGACGAUAAAGAGGAAGAUAACCGAGCCUGUGCUGGGCUAAGAGAGGACUUUAAAGCUUGUCUCCUUCAACAUGACUGCGUCCUUAAGGAGGGCAAAAUGCCCAGCGAAUGCUUGAAGGAAGGCCACUGCAAAGCCCUGCAGACUGCAUUCUUUGAGUGCAAGAGAUCUAUGCUGGACGCAAGAUCAAGAUUCAGAGGAAGAAAGGGAUAUUAAAGAACUAACAUGGGAUCUAUAUUAAAGACUGCAAGAACUGUGCCAGUUAAGCUUCUCUUCCUGCUUGCUUGAACAGCUCAGGAUGUCGGAGAGCAACAAAGGACUGACAAAGUUUCAAGAAAAGUUAUUUCACACUUAAGCAAAUUAAGACAGACAUUUUUGCUUUUACCAUUUAUUAGUUUUUGCAGUUUAUGAAAUUGUGCCUAUUGUUGGAAACUAGAUAGUAGAGCCACACUGAAAAUAAAGUUGAUUUAUGAGUCAAGAACAAGA
Messenger RNA from Syngnathus typhle (broad-nosed pipefish), 628 nucleotides. Its product is annotated as cytochrome c oxidase assembly factor 5. Gene Ontology annotation, cellular component: mitochondrion. The record is from RefSeq and is a predicted model, not a curated record. Lineage: Eukaryota; Metazoa; Chordata; Actinopteri; Syngnathiformes; Syngnathidae. The transcript is spliced from 3 exons. Gene Ontology annotation, biological process: mitochondrial respiratory chain complex IV assembly. The coding region runs from base 131 to 358 and encodes 75 amino acids.